This is a messenger RNA of Boleophthalmus pectinirostris (great blue-spotted mudskipper), 2446 nucleotides long. It is a transcript of the gene tm7sf3, whose product is annotated as transmembrane 7 superfamily member 3. Bases 81 to 1583 code for a protein of 500 amino acids. The transcript has 10 exons. The record is from RefSeq and is a predicted model, not a curated record. NCBI's taxonomy places the organism in Eukaryota, Metazoa, Chordata, Actinopteri, Gobiiformes, Gobiidae.
ACAUAUAUUUUUAUAACACAUUUUAAAUGUUUUCUACUUGAAAGUGUCAAUUGUUUGCAUUAUUUAUUUAAGCUCUAUUUAUGGACUACCUAGAGUAUUUCUUCAUAUGUCCCCCCCUCUGUCAGUUCCCAGGUGCAGGGGGGUCCCACUCGGCUGUAGACCCAGGGCUGGUGUCUUCUUUGGACCCGGGACAGAGCUCUGUGAUCCUGUUUCUCUCCACGACCAAUAGUGAACCAGUGUCUGGCACUGGCGUCAUCCUGCCCUACUCCAGCUCUGACCCUGUGCCUGGAGGAUGUAACGCAGAGUUUAACCUGAACAUCGACCCAAACAUCUACAUUCACUACAACCUCUAUGAGACCACCAUACGCUUCGCUCCGGCUAAUUUAGGAUCCAUGAGAGGUCAGGCUGCCCCGUCCUGCGAUGCCUUUGGUCCAUUCUCUCAAUGGAGGUUGGAGUACGACGUGUUUCAGUUUUUCCUCCCUGAAAACGACCUCUCGGAGCAGAGUCUGUUCAGGGCCCUGGAGACUGUGGCUGAUACUGUGGGCAUGGUCACCAACGGCAACAAGGUGCUGACCCUGUCCUCUGCAGACCCUACAGAAGCGGUCUUCAGCUCUAUCCCAGGGCAGGGCGUGAUCUACUCAGUGAUCGUGAGGGACCCUGUGACAAACUCCUCUGCCUCCUACAUCCCAGUGCACACCUACGCCUGCAGCUUCUCUUCCACCCUUGAUGGCUGCUACACCCUCGAUAAAAUUUCCACUAAAAUCUUCUUCACAAUCACUGGCUUGGCCGGUCUGCUCAUUUGCUUCUUCGGACAUCGCUUCUUUAAAUGUGAGCUGUUUUGUAUGGGCUUCAGUUUCAUUGCAUUUUUCUUCUUUGUGCUGAUCUCCCGGACGACUGAACUUGAAUAUGACGUCCGGUUGGUGCUCUCGGCUCUGUUUGGCGUCGUGGGCGGGGUCAUCCUGGUCAUGAGCUGGUGGAGAUUUGGUUCAGUCAUGGCGUGUGUCGUCGUAGUUGGACUGAUGUUGGGUUUCCUCAUCGCGUCCACUGUCCUCUUUACUCCUCUGGGAGACUUGGACAUCUUCAGACGGUCGGAUGCUGUUUUCUGGGUCACAUUUUCCUGCAUUAUGAUAAUUGUCCCUCUGUUCUUUGUACGGUGGCCCAGAGAGGGGAACAUCGUGACCUGUGGCGUGGUGGGGGCUUAUGCUGUGGUGUUGGCAGUGAAUGCUUUUGUUUACACCAGUCUGUCCUACAUCACCCUGAACAUUCUCAAACGCCUCCUCAACUCCGACUUCAGCGGCGCCUUCACAGACGUGCCGUUCCAAAGCAUAGACUACAGCUUGCUCUCUGUAUGGUUGGUCCUUGGUGCCUCUGGAAUCACCCUGCAGUUGUUGAGGGAGAGAGAGCGCCCCUUUUUCCCUCCAAGUCCUUAUUUAAUGUGGCUCCAGGAACGAGAGCGGCGGAAAACCAACGUCCUGGACCCCAGUCACCACUGUCCCCCUCUCCCCAACCGCUUCUUCUCCCGCGUGAAGCAGCUGACGCAGAGGAGCGAGUCGGCCGGAGAGCACACGCCUCUGCUGCUCUAAGUACUGGAUGCAGGUUUAAGCAGGUGGAACAUUUAAGUUGGCAAGAGGAACUGGCCCAAAGGCAAACAGGUAUUGUUCAUUGCCUUUUUGUGGUUUCUCUUGGACCUUUGAUUCAGUACAAAUUUUUUCCCCACCAAAAAAAAUAGGAAAUAAUUAAGUUUGGCAAGAUUCUUCUAUGGCUUCAUAUGUCAAAAUGGUUCUAAAUCUUUUAUAUUUUUGUAGAGAACAGGCACCGCAAUUAAGUUACCAGUAUUAUCAAGGCAUUCCUGUGUUAAAAAGAAAUAAAAUAAAUGUUUCCAAAUUAUGCUACUUGAAAGGGCUAAAAAAGUAUCAUCUUACAAUUUUAAUUUAAAUGUAACUAUGCCUGUUUCCUAUUGUCAUUCAUUUACACCUUUGUACAACACAAUUGGGAUUGUCCAUUAUUUUCUAAAAUGUAGUGACACUGGAUUUUAGACCGCUCCUGACUGCUUCUUCAAAUGUGCAACUUACCAUUGUUAUCCUGAUGGAAAUAUAAUAUUUUUUAUCUUUAAAUUUACCUUAUUUGAGCAGUUUUCUUUGUGGGUUUUUUCUCAGAUCUUCCACAUUAUCAAUAAACCACACUGGGGCCUUUAUUGUAUUUUGCACACUGGACCUCUGAAGUUGAAAUGUUGCUUUAGAUGGGACAUUUUCAGCUUGAAUUUCAAAACGAAUGCUCUUGGCUCCAUCUGCUGUUCUUUCAGGGUAAAAUAAGAGUUUAUAAUGUUUAUAGGUUUAUAAUGUAAUGUCCAAUAGAUUCCACAUAUGGAUAUUUAGAGUAUGUUAAAAUGAAUUGUUAAUGUUAUUUAACUUCUUUUGAAAUGUAAUAAAUUCUGUAAACAUUUGAA